AUGCCUCCCCCACUAUCCUAUCCUGCACUGAAACUUGUAUUGGAGUAUUUGGAUGUGAAGAAACGGUAUCACAUCACAUCUCGUAGUAGUGCUCUUCAAAAAAUAGAUAAGAAAAUCCCUCUUCGCGUCGGAACCCUCAUUAUAUGGAAAGAUUCCUCGGUUUCCCUUGACGAUUUAGAAUACAGCGCGGAGUAUACAAAACGGAAAAUUAAUAGAGAAGAACUCUUGAAGAUUCAUGUAGUAAAUGAAAAAUUGAAGAAAUAUUUGGAAGAGAGACCUAAUAUCCACGUGGAUCACGUUGGUAUCUACUCUGUGAAGUUUUAUGAAGAAGUUCCCCUGAAACUCAACUUGAUCGCCAAUAAAUUGCAUACAUUCUGUUGUUCCGAUUUUAGGAAUUUUCUUCCAAUGAUCGAUUCCCGCAGCUUCCCACUGAAGAAGCUGAAACUGACUGAAGAGGAAUCAAUUGAUGUUGAUCAUCCAGUUGUUCAUACUGCACAAGAUGUGAUUCUUCAGUUUAGCCAAAAGAACAGACUGAUUAGAGGCAUUGAAAAACUUCAGAGAAAGAAACUAACUAUUCAGAAUAUUAUGAAUGGAAACGUUGAUGCAGUGAGAAUAAUUAAAGACUGGGUGAAGAACGGAAGGGAAAUUGGAACGGAGUAUUUGCUCUGUUUCUUUUCUAAUGCUUGGAUCCAACGAAUGCUGAGAGAUUUGAAAAACGAGUUCCAUGAGUUCCAAAACAAUUUGAAGGGGGUCAAUGUGCGAUUUCUCAAGAGAGCCCCGCGGUUUUCGAUUCCAAUGAACCCAAUAUCCAAGAUUAUCAUCUAUGGAACUGAGAUACAGUCAAAGGACGACACCGUCUAUCAACUUGUGUUGAAGGUGGUCUCUACUGAUGAGUGA
This is a messenger RNA of Caenorhabditis remanei, 897 nucleotides long. RefSeq lists its product as uncharacterized. The transcript is spliced from 3 exons. NCBI's taxonomy places the organism in Eukaryota, Metazoa, Nematoda, Chromadorea, Rhabditida, Rhabditidae. The coding region runs from base 1 to 897 and encodes 298 amino acids. The record is from RefSeq and is a predicted model, not a curated record.